AUGGCCAAGGCUGACGCAUCCGACGCCGGUUCAUUUUCCGGUGCCAUGUUCACCUCCGACCGCCUCAACGAGCUUCACAUCAAAGACCACGUACCCGUCAUCCUCGACCUCGACUCGCCGUCCUACAACGCAUGGCGCACCUACUUCGCGCUGCUGUUCCGCUCUUACCGUCUCAUCGAGCAUGUUGAUGGGAGCGUCGACUUCCGCGAUAUGAAGGACGACGACGAGUGGCUUGCUGUGGACGCCUGCAUCGUCAAGUGGCUCUUCCUCACCAUCUCCGGCGGCCUCUUCAACAUGGUGAACGCCCGUGAUCCGUCCGCGUAUGCUAUGUGGACGCGCCUGUGUGAUCUCUUCCUCGACAAUCAACUCCAGCGCGUUUUUCUUCAAGGGGAGUUCUUCACUAUGCAGCAAAACGAUCUUUCGAUCGAUGAGUACUGCACGCGGCUGAAGGUCCUCGCCGAUGAGCUACGCGACGUCGGCAUGAACAUCGACGACUCCGUCCUCCUCACCAACCUCCUCCGCGGCCUCCACCCCGACCUUGGCCAGUCCGCCGCCAACCUCUCCCUCGUCACGCCGACGUACGCGAAGGCGGUCACAUAUCUUCGCAUGGAGGGAAAGCGUCUCCGUCACACCGCCCGGCAGGCGACCCACGCCGCCCUCCACGUCGGUCUCGCCGCUGGCCACGGCGCUCCGCCAACUCCGCCAGCGCCACGCGCGCUUCCUCUGACCCCUCCACUCGCACCCGCGUCCGCUGGUGGAUGCAAGCAGAAGGACUGCGGGGGUCGCGGCCGCAACACCAACACAACGCCGCGCCCUCCCGUGGCAACCGCGGCCGCCCCUCCUCCGCCGUGGCUCUCGGGGUAUAAUCCCUGGACGGGGGUUGUGCAUGCUUACUCCAUGCCCGUUCCCCGCCCUCCCGCUCCUUGCAUCCUCGGGCCGCGGCCGUCUUCUCAUCAGGCGCUGCUGACCGCGCCGGCUCCUGCGGCAUACGGCAAUGCCGUGGCCUACAGUGGCCCCUCGGCCUACGACGGUCACUCAGGAUACGUCGCAUAUGGCGGAGCCCCUCCGGUCUACGACCCGGUGCUCCUCUCCGCUCUUCAUGCUGCCCCCUCGCCGAGCACCUACAACGGGGGCGGCGAUUGGAUGCUCGCGCCCGGAGGGUUCUGCACCGAUGUGAUUCCCCCGAUGAUCUCUACCCAUGUGGUCCUACGACGAGUGGCGGCCCAGUUGCUCUUCAUGCCGAUGUCUCGCUUUGGCACGCUCGACUUGGCCAUCCCGGCGCCGACGCUCUUCACAAAGUUUUGA
Messenger RNA from Aegilops tauschii subsp. strangulata, 1305 nucleotides. The record is from RefSeq and is a predicted model, not a curated record. NCBI's taxonomy places the organism in Eukaryota, Viridiplantae, Streptophyta, Magnoliopsida, Poales, Poaceae.